CGAACACGUUUUUGAGAACUUCCGGGCUGAAAAUAUCCGUGUGUGUACGUUCUCGUUUCUCUGUGUCGGUAGAUGUGAGGUGACGUAAUCAACAUGACGUCAUCAGGAAAUACAAUAGAUGAUGAGGACACGUUUAAGAUCCUCGUCGCCACUGAUAUCCACCUGGGUUACCUGGAGAAGGAUGCCAUCAGAGGCAAUGACACGUUCGUUACGUUCGAAGAGAUCAUGAAGUGCGCAGAACAAAACGAUGUGGACUUGGUGUUGCUGGGUGGAGAUCUCUUCCAUGAAAACAAGCCUUCACGUAAAGCUCUGUACAGCUGCAUGGAGGUGAUGAGGAACUACUGCAUGGGCGAUAAACCGAUCCUGUUCGAGAUCAUCAGCGACCAGGCCGUCAACUUCGGGAACAGCAAGUUCCCGUGGGUGAACUACCAGGACAAGAACCUGAAUGUCUCCAUCCCUAUAUUCAGCAUUCACGGGAACCACGAUGAUCCGACCGGGCCUGGUGGUCUGUGUGUUCUGGACGUGCUGAGUUGUGCCGGUCUGGUGAAUCAUUUUGGACGCAGUCAUUCGGUGGAGAAAGUGGAGAUCAGUCCCAUACUACUGGAGAAAGGAAGCACCAAGAUCGCUCUGUACGGCCUCGGCUCGAUCCCGGAUGAGAGGCUGUUCCGGAUGUUUGUUAAUAAACAGGUGACUAUGCUCCGCCCCCGCGAGGACGAGAACGCCUGGUUCAAUCUGUUAGUCAUCCAUCAGAACAGGAGUAAACACGGUGCCACUAACUACAUCCCCGAGCAGUUUCUGGACGAUUUCCUGGACCUGGUGAUUUGGGGCCACGAGCACGAGUGUAAAAUCACUCCGGUCCGAAAUGAGCAGCAGCUUUUCUACGUUACGCAGCCGGGCAGCUCCGUUGUCACCUCACUGUCUCCUGGGGAAGCUGUCAAAAAGCACAUCGGCUUGCUCCGGGUGAAAGGCAGGAAGAUGAGCAUGCAGAAGAUUCCUCUACGCACAGUGAGACAGUUCUUUAUUCAGGACGUGACUCUUUCGGAUUUCUUCAGCCCUGAGAUGCCCAACGUCACACAAAAAAUGCAGGCUUUCUGCAUGCAGAAGGUUGAAGAGAUGUUGGAGGAGGCAGAAAGAGAGAGACUUGGAAACCCGCUGACACCCGACAAACCUCUCAUCAGACUACGAGUGGACUACAGCGGAGGAUUUGAGUCGUUUAACACGACACACUUCAGUCAGAAGUUUUUAGAACGAGUCGCGAAUCCUAAAGACAUCCUGCAUUUCAUCCGACACCGAGAGAGUAAAGACAUGAAAGAGGAGAUCACAGACUUCAGUUUACUCCUGUCUCGGCCGUCGUUUAACAUGCAGCACUUAAGAGUUGAGGAUCUCGUCAAGACAUACUUUCAGACUGCCGAGAAGAACAUGCAGAUGUCCCUGCUGACGGAGCAGGCCAUGAGCAAAGCCGUGCGGGAGUUCGUGGAUAAAGAUGAACGAGACGCCGUCGAGGAGGUCGUCAACUACCAGCUGGAGAAAACGCAGCGCUACCUCCGGGAACGACAGCUGGAAGUCACCGAGGAGAAGAUCGACGAGGAGAUUCGCCAAUAUAGAGACUCAAAGAAGAACACGGCAGAGGAGGAUGAAGAAGUGCAAGAGGCGAUUAAUCGGGCGCGAGCUAACAGAGACCGCCACGAUCCUGUAAGAGACGACGAUUUCAACCAGUUAGACGAAUUGUCCGAAGUCACCAUGGAUUCCGAUGAGGACGAUGCUCCGAUGCCGCCGGUUCGGGGAAGAGGGCGGGGCUCAAGAGCGAGAGGAGGGAGGGGCCAAAGUGGUGCAUCAAGAGGAACAGCACGAGGAGCUGGAUCUCAGGCAAGUCGAGGUGGGAAAGGCCAAAAAGCAGCUUUUUCAAGUCUGGGUAAAAGCAAGUCUAUAGUGGAUGCCCUGCAGGCUCCGAGAGGAUCCCGAGGUUCCACAAAAUCCUACGAGGAGGUGACUAUAGUGGAGAGCGACUCGGAGGACGAUGUGUCCUUUCUCAAGACGUCCCGGCCUGCACAGAAAUCCUCCUCUUUAUCCUCCUCCAGUAGGCGGGGCUCACAGAGCCUCAGCCAAUCAAGUAAAGGAGUUUGCUUUGAUGAGGAUGAUGAUGAUGAGUUUGACCCGUUUAAGACAGCAGGUCGUCGGGGUAAAAGAUGACUGGAUACAGCAGACCUCCCUCCUCCUGUGUGUCCAUCAUCCCUCCAUCACUCUCUCAUUUCUUUCUCGUUUCACUUCACCUGCUCCAUCAGUUUUUGUUCUGUGAGAGUUUACUGCAGCACGCACCCUCUUCUGUCCGAGUUCACUCGAAAGUUCACUGAAGUUCGAGCGCAGACCGUCCAGCUUUCAGAUUAGAUUUUAAUCAUCGUCUCUCUCUCUCUCUCUCCCUCCCUCUCUCUAACCUCGCGGUCCCGUCCGGCUCUGCGGGACGUCUCUUUCUCAGACGCGUUCACGCUGAGAGGUGUGUUUAUGGAGGUCAGCGAGUACUUCAGGAUGUAUGAUGUGUUCGAUAUUAGAACUAAUUCAGCAUUUUUAAAGACUGGUGAUGAUCUCCUCGUGUUCUCUGACGGGUUUUAUCCCAAUCUGGACUCUGUUCGUGUGUGAAACCUCUUUCUCACUAAACUCCGUCACAUUUCCCUGCUCCUGCCUGGUGUGUGUUUUCUCUGUUCCAAUUCAUGUACAUAUAUACAAACAGUGAAUACUCCAGUCUGAUUGGUCAGGAGGUUGGCGUUGUUUCUGUGUAACAGCUCGGCUCGGUCAGCGGAUCUGACAGGUUUAUGUUAAUGCGCUCGUUCUAAUACGUUAUCGUUGCUAUAGUAACAGCUCACACACAGGGACGUGUAUGGCGGACGCACCACUGAAUCGAACUCUAAUAAUGAACGGAUUGAAAAUGUUAGCUGUUGUUUAUCAAAAAUAAAAAUCCGUAUAAUCGUAGAUGUGGAAACAUUUAUUUAUUAACAGUCAUGGAAGGAGUCUCCAGUGUCAGCGCUUUGUAACACUCACAGUGCUUUGCAAGGCAAAAUGACAAGCUGUGCUUUUUGUGUGUGUGUGUGUGUGUGUGUGUGUGUGUGUGUGUGUGUGUGAGAGAGAGAGAGGCUUAACUGUAAAGUGUUAAAAUGUGUGACGUGUCGUUCAUGAAUAAAAUAAACACCGAAUCUCUGUGCUGUAAUCAGAAUAACACACUGCAGUCCGCGCUGUUACGGGAACAUUAUACACUUCACAUCCUGCCAUGUCUCUCUCUCUCUCACACACACACACACACACACACACACACACACACACGUUAUAAUCAUAGUGUAGUGUUAUUCCUCCACAUUGGCUAGUGUUGUUGAUAUUGUCCCUAAUCGUGACGUGUGUCCACCCGGUCACGUUCAGAACAGAGAGGAACAAACACGCGGCAUGUAAACGUUCUCACGCCAGUCAUUUUGAAAUGUAGAAUAUAUAUAUAUAUAUAUAUAUAGGGGUUAAGUGUGACUGACCUGCAGCAGGUGUACGUGACUCUGUGACUCACUUUACUGAUUCGAUUCUUUCCGUCAGCAGGUGUUAAUGACUCGAGCUGGUGUGUGUACUGGAGUCGCACGAUAGACCUCAUGCCUUCAGAUAUAAGUCAAAGGAGUGUCAGUUAUUUUGUGACAAGCAAACUUUUUUCCACCAUCAGAGUUUCACGAGGCAGUUGGUCGAGGCAGUUGGUCGAGGCAGUUGGUCGAGGCAGUUGGUCGAGGCAGUUGGUCGAGGCAGUUGAGAGCAGUAAUAACUUUCAUUUGGUUUCGUCCUUUUAGCUAACUUAAAGGGGCAGCAAAUGCUCAACAAUCAGCGCAGGAACACGCCGGUCAAGAGAUUUCAGGACUUUUUUUUAAAACAAUAAAUAUUUAAUAAAUAAUUUUAAGUUCUA
This is a messenger RNA of Ictalurus punctatus (channel catfish), 3922 nucleotides long. RefSeq names its product MRE11 homolog A, double strand break repair nuclease (gene mre11a). Gene Ontology annotation, cellular component: Mre11 complex; nucleus. The record is from RefSeq and is a predicted model, not a curated record. Bases 94 to 2190 code for a protein of 698 amino acids. Lineage: Eukaryota; Metazoa; Chordata; Actinopteri; Siluriformes; Ictaluridae. Gene Ontology annotation, molecular function: 3'-5'-DNA exonuclease activity; manganese ion binding; DNA endonuclease activity. Gene Ontology annotation, biological process: mitotic G2 DNA damage checkpoint signaling; mitotic intra-S DNA damage checkpoint signaling; double-strand break repair via nonhomologous end joining. The transcript has 20 exons.